AUGGGGGCAAAGAGUGUAACAGCCUCUUCUUCAAAGAAGAUUAAAAACCGGCAUAAUGGGAAAGUGAAAAAGAGCAAGAAAAUCAAGAAAGUACGGAAACCACAGAAGUCUAUAUCCUUGAACGACGAAAACGAAGUAGAGAUUUUACCUAGUCGUAAUGAGCAAGAGACAAAUAAAUUACCUAAAGAUCACGUCACGGCGGAUGGAAUUCUUGUAUUAGAACAUAAAUCUGAUGAUGAUGAAGGAUUCGAUGUCUACGAUGGACAUUUCGAUAACCCUACUGAUAUUCCCUCGACUACUGAAGAAAGUAAAACGCCUUCAUUAGCAGUGCACGGGGAUGAGAAGGAUCUUGCUAACAAUGAUGAUUUUAUCUCUCUUUCUGCUAGUUCUGAGGAUGAGCAAGCCGAACAGGAAGAGGAGAGGGAGAAACAAGAAUUAGAAAUUAAAAAAGAAAAGCAAAAGGAAAUCCUUAAUACUGAUUAUCCAUGGAUUUUAAAUCAUGAUCACUCCAAACAGAAAGAAAUCUCGGACUGGCUAACCUUUGAAAUCAAGGAUUUUGUUGCCUAUAUCUCACCAAGUCGUGAAGAAAUUGAAAUUCGUAAUCAAACCAUAAGUACAAUAAGAGAGGCUGUCAAACAGUUAUGGCCAGAUGCUGAUUUGCACGUGUUUGGAUCAUAUUCUACCGAUUUGUAUUUGCCUGGUUCCGAUAUUGAUUGCGUGGUAACGAGCGAACUUGGUGGUAAGGAAAGUAGGAAUAACUUGUAUUCGUUAGCAAGCCAUUUAAAAAAAAAAAAUUUGGCAACAGAGGUUGAAGUUGUCGCCAAAGCUCGCGUUCCAAUCAUCAAGUUUGUUGAGCCACAUUCAGGGAUCCACAUAGAUGUUUCAUUUGAGAGAACAAAUGGUAUUGAAGCAGCAAAGCUUAUUAGAGAGUGGUUGGACGAUACCCCCGGCCUGAGAGAAUUAGUCCUUAUCGUAAAACAAUUCCUACACGCAAGAAGACUAAAUAAUGUGCAUACCGGUGGUCUUGGUGGGUUUAGUAUUAUAUGUCUUGUCUUUUCCUUUUUGCAUAUGCACCCACGUAUAAUAACUAACGAAAUAGAUCCAAAGGACAACUUGGGUGUGCUCCUGAUAGAGUUUUUUGAACUUUAUGGGAAAAAUUUUGGUUAUGAUGAUGUUGCACUGGGAUCAUCGGAUGGAUAUCCAGUAUACUUUCCAAAAUCGACAUGGAGUGCUAUUCAGCCUAUUAAAAAUCCAUUUUCAUUGGCCAUUCAAGAUCCAGGUGAUGAAUCAAAUAACAUCAGUCGAGGGUCCUUUAACAUUCGAGAUAUUAAAAAGGCAUUUGCUGGUGCUUUUGAUCUGUUGACGAAUAGAUGUUUUGAAUUACAUUCAGCAACUUUUAAGGAUCGAUUGGGGAAAAGUAUAUUGGGAAACGUGAUCAAAUAUCGUGGAAAGGCAAGAGAUUUCAAGGAUGAAAGAGGUCUAGUACUGAAUAAGGCUAUUAUUGAAAAUGAAAACUAUCACAAGAAACGUAGCAGAAUAAUUCAUGAUGAAGAUUUUGCCGAAGAUACAGUUACCUCCACAGCCACCGCUACCACAACAGAUGAUGAUUAUGAAAUAACGAACCCACCUGCUAAGAAGGCUAAAAUAGAAGAAAAACCUGAAAGUGAACCGGCCAAGAGAAAUAGUGGAGAGACAUAUAUCACUGUCUCUAGCGAAGAUGAUGAUGAAGAUGGAUAUAAUCCUUAUACCCUUUAA
This is a messenger RNA of Saccharomyces cerevisiae S288C, 1755 nucleotides long. It is a transcript of the gene PAP2, whose product is annotated as non-canonical poly(A) polymerase PAP2. Gene Ontology annotation, biological process: poly(A)-dependent snoRNA 3'-end processing; histone mRNA catabolic process; nuclear polyadenylation-dependent mRNA catabolic process. The record is from RefSeq and is marked reviewed. Bases 1 to 1755 code for a protein of 584 amino acids. Gene Ontology annotation, molecular function: poly(A) RNA polymerase activity. NCBI's taxonomy places the organism in Eukaryota, Fungi, Ascomycota, Saccharomycetes, Saccharomycetales, Saccharomycetaceae. Gene Ontology annotation, cellular component: TRAMP complex; nucleus. The transcript has a single exon.